Molecule: messenger RNA, 3440 nt
Organism: Paramuricea clavata
Lineage: Eukaryota; Metazoa; Cnidaria; Anthozoa; Malacalcyonacea; Plexauridae
Source: the annotation of a GenBank genome assembly
GAUGUCGCAUUUACUGCCGUAAGGUAAUAUGGUGAAAAAGCCAUGGAAGAAGAUACUUUAUGAAGAACAAGAUUAUCCAGAUAAUUACGUUGAUGGAUCUUUCUUGGAUGAGUUAAGGAAGAAUGGUAAUAUACAAAAAGAUAGUACAGGUUUCAGGGGCGUAGCCAACCCCAAACGAGUGGGGAGUGGUUCCGGGGGCAUGGUUCCCUGGAAAAUUUUUCUAUUUUUAGGAUGUGUGAAAUUCUAUUUUAUGCACUUUAGAUACAUUUGUGUGUUUUACAUCAAUCUGAAAGGCACAGAUUUGGGAUAUUUUGAACUAUAGGAAAUGGCGUUAUAGAAACACGCGUUAUUAAUUAUUGUUAUAUUUUAUGUCAUGGAUGAAAGCAUUACAAGGUUACACUCUUCCCUCCCCCAUUCAGGGGCUCUUCCUUCACAUCUUGCAGUGCAGUACCCCUGAAAUAGCGAAAAAACCGAGCGUGAAAAUUAAAGACUAAUUGAUUAAUGACAAUUUCUAUUUUACAGUCUAUACUAGAACCUAUCACUUUUGGAAUGUGUCUGAUGCAGCAGGCACAGUUUCACAACAAGUUAGCAGGUAUAGCCCUCGUCCUAGAUAUCAAGUCUCCAGCUGAGCAUGCAAAUUUUUCAGCCGAAUUUCUCUACAGCUGUAAAUAAAAAUAUGGAUAUUGUGUUCAAAAUAAUUCAAAUUUGUAAUCAUUAUCAAGAAAAUUCUCAUUGAAACAUCAGUGGAAUGUAUCGUUAAAUUAGUUAAAAAUUACAAAAAAAAUUUGGAGGGAGCAGCCUAAUUGGCAUUUGUUCGAUAAAAUUUCCAGGCAGCCUGUUACUGAAACUUGGCAUCUUUGCAUGUUUUACACAUCUAUGUAAAUUGUGACUUUAGUUAUAGCUCUUCUACUGCAGAGCAAAACGAGAAACCAAAUUUUGCAGGUCGAUUCUGACUUGGGGUAAUUCCAUAAUUACCAGCCUAAACUGAACAUGUUUUGUGAUUGGUUUGCUGAAUAAAAACAAAAGUGGUCGGUGUUUCUGACUCGUUCUUCCGAAAAUUUAUCCUUUAGUUUUAUUUUGUUUCAUUGGUAUAAUCAGGCAAUUACAACACCUAUUUUUUUCUUGGGGAAAACCAUGCCCUGGAUACAGGGUAUAGGUUAUAGGUGAAAUAAAACACUUAAUUUAUAUUUGGUUUAGUUUGUGUCUGUUUGUUAUGAGUUUUGUGUACAUGAAAAAAGAACUUGUAUCACCUUCAACGUUAUUCCUUAUCUCAGCUGUGGUGACCUCAAUAAGUUACUGUAUUUAUAUCGUGACAUGUUGGGAGCAGAGAACCAAGAAUGGUAAGGAAUGAUUUAAAUUGCCAGGGUCAGUAUAUGGUCAUUAUCUAAAACCGCAGCUACAGUAUAAGGUAUGCCGAAAUCUUGCAUACCUUAUAGACCCUUUGCACAUGACGUCACAGCGCCGGUGACGAUGCAUCUGGGGGACAAAUUUGCAAUCUAUGCAUAAUAUAACUUUUGUAAAGAAAGCAAAUUUUGUAAAAGUUGAUAAUAAUGUUGUAUUUAAAUGGUUAAUUUUUGCGCUGUAUGUGGUUGUUGUACCCGAACAGUUAUUGUUUAGGGGAUAUCUGGAGGAUAUUCUAAUGAUUUGUGACGUCAGUGCAAUGGGUCUAUAGUCGCAGGUCGUGGCUAUUGCCAGAAACCGUGGCUCAAGCCUCAAGGUACUGUGCCGAAAUCUGGCAUACUUUAUAGCAACAAACCAUAGCUAUAAGGUAUGCGGCCGAUAUCUGGUAUUUUUGAUGUACACCCUAGCUAUAAUAACAAAGUUAUUUAGUCCAAAUCUAUCCAGGCGGACUACUAUCGCCAUGGUACAUCAGAUGUGUGAAAAAGUUGUGAGACCCAAAAUAAAAAAAGAGCAACAACACACUUUUUGAUUUAUAGCGUUGCGAUGUGAAAAAGUAAACUAAAUAUUCAUUUUUUCUUCCUUUCCAAAGCAGCGUUAGACUACUUCAAGCCUUUCUGCAGAUUGCUUGCUAGCGUCAAGCAUUUAUACAAUAUUAAUAAGCGAUGACUUAUUGAUGAUUCAAUCCAGUAGUAUUUUUUUCUUUACAGUUAAAGAUGAUUUAAAAAGUCUUAUUUUAUUUCUUGCGUUCUCAUUUGGACUAUCUCCGAUUUUGAGAACACUCACAGAUUCCAUCAGUACGGACACAAUUUAUGCGAUGACGGUAAGAUAUACUGUUCAAUUAAAAUUUUUGAUAUACAGUUGCUGUUGGAGAUUUUGCUCAAAACUUAGCUUAGGUCCGCCGGUUAAAGACAAAGGGAAUGCAUGCAUGAAUUUCUUUGUGGUAUCUUUGUAGGUAUUUAUGCUUGGCAUGAAUCUUCUAAUGCACGACUAUGGAGCAAGUGGCGCCAUGUAAGUUUUUCAAAGACUUUUUGGUAUAUGCGUUUUAGGGUAGAAAUGUAGUAUGCAGUUACAAAUACCUCAUGAACGUUUUAUCGACCAAUGGGACUCUCUUAAGGACGAUUAUACUCGUUAACGAACUUGCAUCAAACUGUAAAAUAAACAGGAAAAACAGCAAUAAUAAGAACAACCAAUGACAAGAACGGCAACAAUAGCAACAGCAGCAGCAACAGCAGCAGCAGCAACAACAAUAGCAGCAGCAACAAUAACAGCAGCAGCAACAAUAACAACAACAAUAGCAGCAACAACAACAGCAACAACAACAACAACAACAACAGCAACAACAACAGCAGCAACAACAGCAGCAACAACAGCAGCAACAACAACAACAACAACAGCAGCAGCAACAACAGCAGCAACAACAGCAGCAACAACGACAGAGACAACAACAACGACAGAGACAACAACAGCAACAGCAGCAACAACAACAGCAACAAUAACAGCAAAAAGGACAACAAACCUCAGCAGCAGCAACAACAACAACAACAACAACAACAACAACAACAACAACAACAACAACAAAAGCAAAAAAACCAGCAGCAAUAACAAGAACACAGCCAACAACAACAAACAACAGCAGGAACAACAACAGCAAAAAGACCAACAAACCUCAGCAGCAGCAACAACAACAACAACAACAACAACAAAAAAACCCAGCAGCAACAAUAAGAACACGACGACCAACAACAACAACAACAACAACAACAACAACAACAACAACAACAAACAACAGCAGGAACAACAACAAACAACAUCAACAAGAUGGUAGAUCAACAACAACACCUCUACAAUAGCAACAAAAUUAACAACAAUGCAUUGUCUGUUUCUCUAGUGUUUCGAAGGCAGCGUCAUUAAAUACAGCGAUAUUUGGUUCAGUAUGUCUGGCUUCUCGCUUGCCUUCAUCUGCGCAUGCAUUUGUUACUGUGAUUGUCGCUGUGGAAAUAUUUGCAUUGUUCCCGUUGUUUAGAGAACAAAUAAAGGUA